UCGCCCACGGACGCCAACCGGCAACGGAGUGCCUAUCAGUCGAUGACUGACUGGUUACCCCGUCUCAGAAGGACGUUGGCCCAGGCUUCGGGCAGGGCUGCUCUCAAGCUUCUGAGAUUCAAGGUCGGUAUGCAUAUGCAAUGCCAGACUCCGGCAAACCACGGUCCCUGCGGCACGGUCGGCCAGUACAUGGUGAUAAAUGUUGAAACGAACUACCCCGUGGAUACCAUUCAUUACUUGUUAACCUGCGUUCGAUGGGGUUGGCUGAAAGUUUACUUGAAAUUCCCUUCAUUCCGAAUCCAGAUAAUUGCUGGAGGAAACAUAAUCACCGCGGACCGUAUUGUAAUGCCCAAUUCCGUCUCAAUUCGCUCCUUCUCAAUCGCAAUUUCGAAGGCAAUGGCGCCAAUCUGCCGCGUAGUUGCCUUUUGUGUGAAAAAUGACGGCGAAAUUGUCGUGGACAGCUUGACCUUUUUCACAAACUAUACCAAUUUAAAUAAUGUUCACAUGGAGGUCAAUCGUGGGAAGGACCUCAAUCUGGAUACAGUUGAGAUUAGAGGACAUGCGACUCCCGGUUCCUAUUUGGCUUUCAAUGUCCUACAUUCUGACCUCUUCCGUUAUGACAGUCCAUCCUUCAUUCAGGAAAACGACGUAGUGGAUGAGAUGUUUUCCUACGAGGCACAAGCGCAACUACCCCUCAUGUUCACUUGGUUCGAAAGUGUAGAGUUAGUCAAUCGUGUCUACCUUCCAACGCCCACUUACGGUGCUGAUGCGAACACAACCGUUGAGAAGUCGGGAUUGGUGUUGCUGACUGACGCAAACUUUACAAAAGCAAAUUUCUAUCACACCUGCAAUGAAACUGAAAAUCCGGCCAGAGCUCUGCCCUGUUACUCCACCACUGGGCAGGAGUGCUACGCGCGCUCGCAGAGGUGCGACGGUAUCCAACAAUGUCUAACCUGGGCCGACGAACUCGGAUGUCCCGAAAACGAGUCGUUAGCCAUGAAACCUCCAGUUCUUCGGCGACUGGGCAGCUACCAAAUGCUCUACCGCGACUGGAACGACGCCGGAUGGCUUUGGUACAACACCGUGGUGAAGUAA
Messenger RNA from Dibothriocephalus latus, 1095 nucleotides. Lineage: Eukaryota; Metazoa; Platyhelminthes; Cestoda; Diphyllobothriidea; Diphyllobothriidae. The record is from the annotation of a GenBank genome assembly.